This is a messenger RNA of Sabethes cyaneus, 1101 nucleotides long. Its product is annotated as 60S acidic ribosomal protein P0-like. Gene Ontology annotation, cellular component: cytosolic large ribosomal subunit. Gene Ontology annotation, molecular function: large ribosomal subunit rRNA binding; structural constituent of ribosome. Gene Ontology annotation, biological process: ribosome biogenesis; cytoplasmic translation; ribosomal large subunit assembly. NCBI's taxonomy places the organism in Eukaryota, Metazoa, Arthropoda, Insecta, Diptera, Culicidae. The record is from RefSeq and is a predicted model, not a curated record. The transcript is spliced from 3 exons. Bases 1 to 951 code for a protein of 316 amino acids.
AUGGAAAAAGAAGAAAAAAGCAGCUGGAAAGCAAACUACUUAGUUAAAAUCGAGCAAUUGCUCGACGAGUUCCCAAAAUGCUUCAUUGUCGGCGCGGACAACGUUGGGUCUCGCCAGAUGCAGACCAUUCGUAUGUCGCUUCGUGGCUCAGCCAUUGUCUUCAUGGGCAAGAACACCAUGAUGCGUAAAGCAAUCUGUGGUCACCUGGAGGAAAACCAGAACCUCGAGAACCAGAGCCAGAAGCUGUUACCGCACAUCCGCGGUAACGUUGGCUUCGUGUUCACCAAGGGUGACCUGGUCGAAGUGCGCGACAAGCUGAUGAAAAGCAAGGUCCGUGCCCCAGCUCGUGCUGGUGCCAUCGCUCCGCUAGAAGUCGUCAUUCCAGCGCAGAACACUGGUCCAGAGAAGACUUCUUUCUUCCAGGCUCUGUCUAUUCCGACCAAGAUGUCCAAGGGUACAAUUGAAAUCAUCAACGAUGUACCCAUCCUGAAGCCAGGCAACAAGGUCGGAGCUUCCGAGGCUACCUUGCUGAAUAUGUUGAACAUUUCGCCGUUCUCGUACGGUCUACAAAUUCAGCAAGUGUAUGAUUCUGGUUCUAUUUUCUCUCCGGAUAUUUUGGACAUCAAGCCGGAAGACCUCCGUGCCAAAUUCCAGGCAGGAGUGGCCAAUUUGGCAGCAAUUUCGCUCGAGAUCGGAUAUCCGACGUUGGCUUCCGUACCACACAGCAUCGCCAACGGAUUCCGCAAUCUGCUGGCCAUUGCACAUGAUUCCCCACUGUGCAUUGCCGCCGUCACCGAGGUUGAGUUCAAAGAAACCGAAACCGUCAAGGAGUUCAUCAAGGAUCCGAGCAAAUUUGCUGCUGCUGCUGCUUCGGUCACUGCCGCCAAGGAGGAAAAGAAGGAAGAAUCCGAGUCCGAGGAUGACGAUAUGGGCUUCGGCUUGUUCGAUUAGAAAGCUGGCGGGUUUCUCAUUCGUGGCAUUCGCAUGUUAUACCAUCCUUUAAUUUCAACACUUGCAACUGGUUCGUGUUUGCAGUUCGGGUCAAUCGUAUCUACUCGCCCGGGAUUUGCGACAACAGGUCCCCAUGGCGAUAUACGAUCG